CAAUGCAGAGGAGAAGGGAGAGGGGGGCGAGGGUUUUCACUCCCGUGCGUGCGUGUGUGUAUAUAUGUGUGUGUGUGUCUCGUCCUGCCCGUAAAAAGAGCAACAGAGGAAAACAAGGCUAGAGCGACCGCUGACACGAUGCCGGCUCGUCUCCGUUCCCAGUUUGAGUGUUUGCCCCAGUAACCAGGAGACUCACGGAGCAACAAAUCACGGAGCUGUCAGCAGAGGACAGAGGACAGCCAGAGAUGUCCCUGCUGUGUGUGGGAGUGAAGAAAGCCAAACUGGAUGGACCCCAAGAGAAGUUCAACACAUACGUGACUCUGAAGGUACAAAAUGUGAAGAGCACAACCAUUGCUGUCAGGGGCAACUUGCCCAGUUGGGAGCAAGACUUCAUGUUUGAAAUUAACCGCCUCGACCUGGGUCUGACAGUGGAGGUGUGGAACAAAGGGUUAAUCUGGGACACCAUGGUUGGCACUGUGUGGAUUCCCCUCCAUAGCAUCCGACAGUCAAAUGAGGAAGGUCCAGGGGAGUGGCUCACACUGGACUCUCAGGUCAUCAUGUCUGAUAAUGAGAUCUGUGGCACCAAAGAUCCCACUCUCCACCUGGUUCUACUCGACACACGCUUCGAGCUGCCUCUCGAUAUCCCAGAGGAUGAGGCACGGUACUGGGCCAAAAAACUGGAGCAGCUCAACGCCAUGCGGGACCAAGAUUAUUCAUACCAAGAGGAACAGGAACGCCCUCUCCGUGUACCAGGCACCCAGUGCUGUAACUGGAACCUAUGGGGAGACCAACAAAAUGAGGAUCCAGACAGUGCUGUGGACGACAGGGACAGUGACUAUCGCAGUGAAACCAGUAACAGCAUCCCCCCUCCCUACUACAGCACAUCUCAGCCCAACGCCUCUGUCCACCAAUAUCCCAUCAGCCACCAGCACCGUAGCUCCAGAAGCCUCUCUUACCCGCGCUCGGGCAACAGCCAUGACCUCGACUACAACAAUCAGAGGACUGUCAGCCCUACGGGGAGCUAUGCAUCAUCUGCAGAGCUGAGUCGGUGCAGCAGUCAGUUGAGCGAGGAGGAUUAUGGCGGUGAAUAUGGAGAGAGGGACCCUUACGACGAGAAUGACUCGUACCACUCCUGCCAUUCCUCAGUCAGCUACAGCAAAGGCUCUCCUGACUGGGACCCUGAUGAGACUCAGGGGGCGUACAGCGAUGAGGGUGGUUACAGCAAAGAUGGAGGAGAGGAGGUGGCUUUGUAUGAAGAAGAUGAUGGCGGACUGUAUGAGGGAGAAGAGGAUGGCCUCUAUGAGGAUGAGGAGAUGAUGUAUGACGAUGAGGAUUUGUACAACUUGGAUGGGACUGUCAGUGAGGACAUGGAGCCUCCUUUCACUCCCACGCCAACGUCAACGGUUCCUCCAACUCUCGAUGUUCCUAACUCCAGGCCCCCUCUAGAAAAACAGCCCUCCCUACACCAACAGCAGCCUGCUACUCAGCCCUCUAACCAGACAUCCAACCAGGCUCAUCCUCCUGGCAUGGCCCCAGCAGCACAGCCCCCCUCUGGUCAACCAACAGCCCAACCACCUAAACAGCCCCAAGCACAGCCACAGCCUGCCCCAUCAGCUACUUCCUUCUUUUCAAUGGCCAAACCUCUAACAGCUGCAGUCACAGGCUUGGCCUCUACUUUCCUCUCUUCGGUUCCCACCGCCCAGCCCGCCCAGUCUCAACCUCCAGCCUCUGCUGUAUCACAACAGAACCAGUCAGUUGCAGCCAACUCUGUCCCUCCAUCCCACCCGGCCACCAUGGCUAACUCAGCCUCUCAGCACCCAUCCACCGCUACGGGUCCCUCGUCCAAACAGAUCCCAACCUCUGCACAGCCCCAUUCCCAAUUCAGCGAUCCUGCCACCACACAGUCGGCUGCCCACGAAGACCAGGCUCCCCAGCUGGAGGAAGAACCGUGGCUAGAGGAGGAAAUGAUAUUGGAGAAUGAGGCCAAAACACCCCCAGCCCAGCUGGAGGAGAUGGUACUCAUGGAGGAGAAGGAGGAGCAGUUUGAAGAGAGCAGACCACCGACGCCAGGAGAGUUAGAAGAGAUACCACCUGAGAGCCCUCCAGUUAUAGAAGAGCUCAAAGAGCCAGUCGAUCCAGCAGUCAGAGCCAAAGAGAACUGGCUCAGGCUUUACAACAAGGUCUUAGAGCAGCUGCGGGAGGCUCGAGGAGAGACUUCCAACUCAUUGUGGUUUGGUAAAGGAGGAAUGGGAGGUGCACUCUACAGUAUUGACAGCAUGCCUGACCUUCGCAAAAGGAAAGCAAUUCCUCUUGUCAGAGAUCUGGCCAUGUCUCUGGUGCAGAACUCUCGUAAAGCUGGAAUUACAUCAGCCAUGGCCUCCACCACUCUGGGAAAUGAAGAGUUGAAGAGCCAUGUCUAUAAAAAGACUCUACAGGCUCUGAUCUACCCCAUCUCCUCCACUACUCCUCAUAACUUUGAGGUGUGGACAGCCACCACCCCCACCUACUGCUAUGAAUGUGAGGGGCUGCUGUGGGGUAUCGCCCGCCAAGGCAUGCGCUGCUCUGAGUGCGGUGUCAAAUGCCACGACAAGUGCCAGGACUUACUCAAUGCUGACUGUCUGCAGAGAGCUGCAGAGAAGAGCUCCAAGCACGGGGCAGAGGACCGGACCCAGAACAUCAUCAUGGUCCUGAAGGACCGCAUGAAGAUCAGAGAGAGGAACAAACCGGAGAUCUUUGAGCUGAUACAGGAAGUGUUUGCCCUCGACAAAUCAACACAUGCCACACACAUGAAGCAGAUCAAACAGAGCGUGCUUGACGGGACCUCAAAAUGGUCAGCAAAGAUCAGCAUCACUGUGGUGUGUGCUCAGGGCCUGCAGGCGAAAGACAAAACAGGCUCCAGUGACCCAUAUGUCACUGUUCAAGUUGGGAAGACCAAGAAGAGAACCAAGACUAUCUAUGGCAACCUCAACCCUGUCUGGGAAGAGAAUUUCCACUUUGAGUGCCAUAACUCGUCCGACCGCAUCAAGGUCCGCGUGUGGGACGAGGAUGACGACAUCAAGUCUCGUGUGAAACAGAGGUUCAAACGUGAGAGCGAUGACUUCCUGGGUCAAACCAUCAUUGAAGUCCGCACUCUGAGCGGGGAGAUGGAUGUCUGGUACAACCUGGACAAGAGAACCGAUAAGUCUGCUGUGUCAGGAGCCAUCCGGAUGCACAUAAGUGUGGAAAUCAAAGGGGAGGAGACGGUGGCUCCUUACCAUGUCCAGUACACCUGUCUACAUGAGCAUUUGUUCCAGUACACCACUGAGGAGCAGAACGGCGGUGUAGUAAAAAUCCCUGAUGCCAAAGGAGAUGAUGCCUGGAAGGUGUAUUUUGAGGAGACGGCUCAGGAGAUAGUGGACGAGUUCGCCAUGAGAUACGGAGUCGAAUCCAUCUACCAGGCCAUGACCCACUUUGCCUGCCUAUCGUCCAAGUACAUGUGCCCAGGAGUGCCCGCUGUGAUGAGCACCCUGCUGGCCAACAUCAAUGCUUACUACGCCCACACCACCCAGUCCUCCAACAACGUUUCUGCCUCGGACAGAUUUGCUGCAUCAAACUUUGGCAAGGAGAGGUUUGUCAAACUGCUGGAUCAGCUGCACAACUCCCUGAGGAUCGACCUGUCCAUGUACCGGAAUAACUUCCCUGCCAGCAGUCCUGAAAGACUACAAGAUCUCAAGUCUACUGUUGAUCUCUUGACAAGCAUCACAUUCUUCAGGAUGAAGGUCCAGGAGCUGCAGAGUCCCCCGAGGGCGAGCCAGGUGGUGAAGGACUGCGUGAAAGCCUGUCUCAACUCCACCUAUGAGUAUAUCUUCAACAACUGCCAUGACCUCUACAAUAGGGAAUAUCAGACAGAUCCUUCAAAGGCAGUGCCUCCAGAUGAGCAGGGUCCCAGCAUCAAGAACCUCGACUUUUGGUCCAAACUCAUCACUCUCAUCGUCUCCAUCAUAGAAGAGGACAAAAACUCCUACACGCCUUGUCUUAAUCAGUUUCCCCAGGAACUGAAUGUGGGCAAGAUUAGCGCUGAGGUCAUGUGGAAUAUGUUUGCACAAGAUAUGAAAUAUGCCAUGGAGGAGCACGAGAAGAACCGCCUGUGUAAAAGUGCAGAUUAUAUGAACUUGCACUUCAAGGUGAAGUGGCUCUAUAAUGAGUACUGCAAGGAGCUGACCACUUUCCAGAAGCAUGUCCCUGAAUAUCCAGCCUGGUUUGAGCCAUUUGUCAUCAUGUGGUUGGAUGAAAAUGAGGAGGUGUCCAGAGAUUUUCUUCAUGGAGCCCUGGAGAGGGACAAAAAAGACGGGUUCCAGGUCACAUCGGAGCACGCUUUGUUCUCCUGCUCGGUGGUGGACGUGUUCUCUCAGCUCAAUCAAAGCUUUGAAAUCAUCCGCAAACUGGAGUGUCCUGACCCGCAGAUUGUUGGCAACUACAUGAAGAGAUUCGCCAAGACCAUCGGCAAUGUCCUGUUGUCUUAUGCUGACAUCAUAGCGAAAGACUUCCCAAAUCAUGUCAAGAAGGAGAAAGUGCCGUGUAUCAUCAUCAAUAACAUCCAGCAGCUCAGGGUUCAGUUGGAGAAGAUGUUUGAGGCCAUGGGAGGCAAGGACCUCAACUUGGAGGCCAGUGACUUCCUGAAGGAGCUGCAGAACAAACUCAACAGCGUCAUGGAUGACCUCAGCCGCAUUUUUGCAGUCAGUUUCCAGCCCCAGAUUGAGGACAACGUGAGGCAGAUGGGUGAUAUCCUGGCUCAAGUCAAAGGUCAGACUGUACCAGCCAAUGGCAGCGUGGUUCAGGAGGCCGACAACGUCCUACAGCCCAUUAUGGACUUCCUGGACAGCAAUCUGUCGCUGUUUGCUAAGAUCUGUGAAAAGACUGUCCUGAAGAGAGUGCUGAAAGAGCUGUGGAAACUGGUGAUGAACACAAUGGAAAAAACAAUUGUUCUUCCAACACUCACUGAUCAGACGGGAACCCAGAUGAUCUUCAAUGCUGCUAAGGAGUUGGGACAGCUUUCUAAGCUCAAGGAGCACAUGGGGCGAGAGGAGGCCAAAGCAUUGACUCCUAAACAGUGUGCAGUUAUAGAGCUGGCACUCGACACCAUUAAGCAAUACUUUCAUGCUGGUGGCGUGGGCCUGAAGAAAACAUUCUUGGAGAAGAGUCCAGAUCUGCAGUCUCUGCGCUACGCCUUGUCCCUGUACACACAGGCCACGGACAAACUCAUCAGGAAGUUUGUCCUUUCGCAGAACGCUCAGGGUAAAAUUUUAACACACACACACACACGUGAUCAGUCACUCACUGAGUUUGUCUUUGCAGCAUCUGGAGUGGACUCAGUUGGCGAGGUGGUCAUGGUCGUGGAUAUCUUACCCCAACCUAAUGGAGAACACAAGAUCAAUGUCAAAGUGGUGGCUGCAAAUGACCUGAAGUGGAGGGCGCAGGGCUUCAGGCCUUUUGUGGAAGUUUAUAUCAUCGGCCCUCACCUCAGUGACAAGAAGAGGAAAUUUGCCACCAAGUCCAAGAACAACAGCUGGUCUCCAAAGUUCAGCGAGAGCUUCCAGUACUCCCUCGGCACUGAGGUGGGUCCAGAGAGCUACGAGCUACAAGUGUGCGUGAAGGACUACUGCUUCGCCAGAGAGGACCGCACCGUGGGAAUGGCCUUGCUGCAGGUGAAGGAAAUAGCCAACAAGAGCAGCGUCACCUGCUGGCUGCCGCUGGGAAGACGUGUCCACAUGGACGAGACGGGCCUGACGGUGCUGCGCAUCCUCUCUCAGCGCAACAACGAUGACGUGGCAAAGGAGUUCGUGAAGCUCAAGUCGGACCAGCGCUCGGCUGAGGAGGGCCGCAGCUGAGGGAGGAAGAGGAGAGAGAGAGCGAGGACACACAUGUGCACCAAAACACCAGAGACCUGUUCGACAAAGUAUUAUGCACACAUGUCGUAGUCACACCCACAUAGACUGGCAACCAUGUGCAAUACACAAGCACACACAUGAAAACGCUCUAUUGUACAUAUAUCUGCAUACAUUAUGCAACAUUUACAUAGCAAUGGUAUCAAUGUAAACACGUAGGAAUAGGUUUUUAAAAAAUCCAAUUUAAUUUUCAAUAUUUCAACAGCUCCACUCAAACCUCUCAGUUUAACAUUAGCGUAACAUUAGCAUCACAUUAGCACUUGUCACUCACUCUUUCCUACAACACAUCACACCUUUUUUAUACACUGUAAAUUUCAAUGUGAUAUAACACAACGCAGAUCAACGACCAUGUGAAUAGUUUGAGAGAGACCACUUUGCACUUUGCUUCUGUGUCUUCAGGAGGUCGGUCCUUGCCCUGCUACGAUCUGUCCGUCUGCUUGCCUGCCUGACUGUGUUGCCCCCCCCCCCCCAUUGUUUCAUCUGCUUAGUCUUCUCACGGUGUAAUGACGUGAUGUGUGAGGUGGAGAUCAGGCACAGAUCUAAGAUCACAAAACCCAAACAGAGGAAACACUGACCUUAGAUCAGUGUCCGAGGGCAACAUCUCUAUCUACGUCUGUCCUGUAAUGUAAAGUCCUGCAUGUUGACUCCAGGACACUGUGAUUCCCUCUGCUGUAACCAUGGCAACCACUCCCCUCCCACAUGAAAAAAUGGACGCCUCCAAUAUUUGACCUGUGCGAGCAUGGUGCAUAAAACCCUGAUACCGAAAGGUUUUUAUAGAUCAGACCUGACGAGACUUUAUGAUCCUGGAGAAAACACCACCAGUGGAACGAUGACGAGCCUCACGUGUGAUGUUUCCAUAAAAGCAAAGGUUUUGGCCACAAUGUGCUUUUUUUUUUUAAAGAAAAAAAAACUCUACUUGCUUUACAUCACGACAAACGGAGCAAUACCCCAGCGUCGAACACAUCCACACCCCUGGAGUGCACGUGAACUCCAGGAAGGGCUACGGGAUCAGUGGACUGGGAGGUCACUUCACGCACCGAGGUCAGUGCUUCUGUUGGCAGACGUCCGCUCGGCCACAGACACACUGCACACAGUCUUUCAUGAGUGACACUGUGGAGGAACUUGAAAAAAAAAAAAAAAAA
This is a messenger RNA of Paralichthys olivaceus (Japanese flounder), 7066 nucleotides long. The record is from RefSeq and is a predicted model, not a curated record. Lineage: Eukaryota; Metazoa; Chordata; Actinopteri; Pleuronectiformes; Paralichthyidae.